CCGCCGCUGCAUCAAAGAGACCGAAUUCCCGCGGCCUGGGGGGGAGUCAUGCUUUGCGGUCUGUAAUGUCAGCAGAACAGGAGAAGGAUCCCAUUUCGCUGAAGAGAGUUCGAGGUGGUGAUAGUGGACUGGAUGGGUUAGGAGGACCAGGUGUACAAUUAGGAAGCCCAGAUAAGAAAAAACGCAAGGCAAAUACACAGGGACCUUCUUUUCCUCCGUUGUCUGAGUAUGCUCCACCACCGAAUCCAAACUCUGACCAUCUAGUGGCUGCUAAUCCAUUUGAUGACAACUAUAAUACUAUUUCCUAUAAACCACUACCUUCGGCAAAUCCGUAUCUUGGCCCUGGUUAUCCUGGCUUUGGAGGCUAUAGCACAUUCAGAAUGCCACCUCACGUUCCCCCAAGAAUGUCUUCCCCAUACUGUGGUCCUUACUCACUCAGGAAUCAGCCACACCCAUUUCCUCAGAAUCCUCUGGGCAUGGGUUUUAAUCGACCUCAUGCUUUUAAUUUUGGGCCACAUGAUAAUUCAAGUUUUGGAAAUCCAUCUUACAAUAAUGCACUAAGUCAGAAUGUUAACAUGCCUAAUCAACAUUUUAGACAAAAUCCUGCCGAAAACUUCAGUCAGAUUCCUCCACAGAAUGCUAGUCAGGUUUCUAACCCUGAUUUGGCAUCUAAUUUUGUUCCUGGAAAUAAUUCAAAUUUUACUUCUCCAUUAGAAUCCAAUCAUUCUUUUAUUCCUCCUCCAAACACUUUUGGUCAAGCAAAAGCACCACCCCCAAAACAAGACUUUAGUCAAGGAGCAACCAAAAACACUAAUCAAAAUUCCUCUGCUCAUCCACCUCACUUAAAUAUGGAUGACACAGUGAAUCAGAGUAAUAUUGAAUUAAAAACUGUUAAUCGAAACAAUGCAGUAAAUCAAGACAACAGUCGGUCAAGCAGCACUGAAGCAACAAACAACAGCCAUGCAAAUGGUACGCAGAAUAAGCCACGACAACCAAGAAGUGCAACAGAUACGUGCACCACUGAAAAAAGCAAUAAGUCCUCCCUCCACCCAAGCCGUCAUGGUCAUUCGUCGUCUGACCCAGUGUAUCCUUGUGGAAUUUGUACAAACGAAGUGAAUGAUGAUCAGGAUGCCAUCUUAUGUGAGGCCUCUUGUCAGAAAUGGUUUCAUCGGAUCUGUACUGGGAUGACUGAAACAGCUUAUGGCCUCCUAACUGCAGAAGCAUCAGCAGUAUGGGGCUGUGAUACCUGUAUGGCUGACAAAGAUGUCCAAUUAAUGCGCACUAGAGAAACUUUUGGUCCACCUACGGUGGGUAGUGACGCUUAAUCGCAGGCAUUAACUAAAGUGGGUUUCUUUUCCUGUGUGUUACAGAGCUUCAGUGACACAGGAUUUUAAUGUUUUACAUUAUUUUUUUAAAAGCACACACAAAAACAUUUACCUUUUGGUUUUUAUUAAUAUUCCACUUCAUUACUAGAACAAAUUUUGUAUUGUUUUUGUCUGCUAUCUUAAAUGAGAAUAAUGUAUAUAGAGGUGCUUUAGAAACAUUUGUAAGUAAAUGUUAGUUGUUAUUUAUCAUAAACAUAAAAGCCUCUCAAAGCUUCAAAAUAAUAUAUAAUGUAGGCAAGUUUAAACUUUUAAAAGUUAGAAUCAUUGAAAAAUGUAUAUUUUAGUGCUGAACUUUGACCGUACCACGUUAAACAUUUAGUUCAGAAAGUUUUUUAAGGAUCCAUUUAACAUGUUUUCACAACAUACGUAGUUGUAAUAUGGGGGAAAGCAUACAUUUUAAUGGAUUUUAAAUAAUAGAAUAUGACAUCAGAUUUCUCCACCACUAGGGUCUUUGGGUUAGUGAAUUUCAUAUUUUCACAUGAAUGUGUCCAGGAUAUCUGUUUGUACAGCUAUGAGACAGAUCUUAGCAUAUAGUAAAUCUUCAGUAAGUAUUUGUUGAUUAACUUGGGGAUUGUACCACAUGAAAUUGCUAAUACCAGAUCAAUUGAAAAUUGACUGCAAUUAGUAAAGUUGGCAUAAAGUAUGUUUCCAGUUGUGCUGUUUAGAAGUAUGCUCUUAAUUUUGAUACUGAGCUGUUAUUGUUUAUUGUUUUCCAGAGAAAUAAAUACUAUAGUAUCCUCAAAAGAAUUGUGAAUACUUUUUUAAAAAUAUGAUUCUAAACUGGGACGUAUUGCAAACGAAGAAGGUAGAAAUAUCAGUUUGUCCUUAGAGGGUUCUGCUAGCAAAGAACUAUUCAGUGAUGGUUUGAAAAAUCUUAUUCUGGGGAUCUGAAUUUCCAAAAUGAACCUCAGGGGAGAUCAAAAUCCAUUUUAAACAAAGAUAAUUAAGCCAAGGUGAAAGCUAACUCACAAAGAGCAAUACGAGACCUUGUAGCAGUCUUAAGGAGUUUCCGCCAUGACUGGGGAAAGUGUAAAAAUGGACCUGAAAGUACCCUCUUGAGAGAUGAUCAAGAAUGGAAACAGUUGGAGGUAUGCUCAUUAAAAUUCAAAACAGCAGAAACCUAUUUUUGGAGCAGGUUAUCUGUGGCUACAAAAAGCAAAUACUGUUUGACAAUUGAUAGCAAUUUAUACAAUGAUUGGAUGCUGGUGAAGUUCCCUAAUAUGUUGACACCAUUAUUAUUGUGACCAAAAUUCUGAAGACUGUAUUGUCAUCUGUGAAAGGGAUAAUUAAUUACUACUAUUUAAACCCACGUGAAACAAUGACAGCAGCAGCAUAUUGUCAAGA
Molecule: messenger RNA, 2729 nt
Organism: Propithecus coquereli (Coquerel's sifaka)
Lineage: Eukaryota; Metazoa; Chordata; Mammalia; Primates; Indriidae
Gene: PYGO1
Product: pygopus family PHD finger 1
Exons: 3
Coding region: 66-1325 (419 amino acids)
Source: RefSeq, a predicted model, not a curated record